This is a messenger RNA of Triticum dicoccoides, 1732 nucleotides long. RefSeq names its product aspartyl protease 37-like. Bases 1 to 1434 code for a protein of 477 amino acids. The record is from RefSeq and is a predicted model, not a curated record. The transcript has a single exon. Lineage: Eukaryota; Viridiplantae; Streptophyta; Magnoliopsida; Poales; Poaceae. Gene Ontology annotation, cellular component: extracellular region.
AUGGAGGCCAUGCCGCUGCUACUCUUCCUCGCCCUCCUCGCCGUCCCGGCGUACUGCCUGCAGUCGCCGCGGCAGUCCUACCACCUCGAACUCGCCCGCGUGGACUCCGUGGACACCGGAAGCCUCAACAUCACCGACCACGAGCUCCUCCGGCGCGCCAUCCAGCGCAGCCGGGAGCGGCUGGCCAGCAUCACGCCCCGCCUGUACCCGACCCGCAACCGCAAGGUGGUGGCGGGCGAGGCCCCGGUGCUGUCGGCCGGGGGCGAGUACCUGGUGAAGCUCGGGCUGGGCACGCCGCAGCGCUGCUUCACGGCGGCCAUCGACACGGCCAGCGACCUCAUCUGGACGCAGUGCCAGCCGUGCGUCAAGUGCUACCGUCAGAAGGACCCCGUGUUCAACCCCAUGGCCUCGACCACCUACGCGGUGGUGCCGUGCAACAGCGACACGUGCGACGAGCUGGACACCCACCGGUGCGGGCGCAGCGGCAGCGAGGACGACGACGACGACGACGUGUGCCAGUACACCUACACGUACGGCGGGAACUCGACGACGAGGGGCACGCUGGCCGUGGACACGCUGACCAUCGGCGACGACUCGUUCCACGGCGUCGUCUUCGGCUGCAGCAGCUCCAGCGUCGGGGGCCCGCCCGCGGAGGUGUCGGGGGUGGUGGGCCUCGGCCGCGGGCCGCUCUCGCUGGUGUCCCAGCUGUCGGUGCGGAGGUUCAUGUACUGCCUGCCCCCGCCGGCCUCCAGGAGCGCGGGGAGGUUGGUCCUCGGCGCCGACGCCACGGCCAUGCGCAACGCGUCGGACCGGAUCGUGGUGCCCAUGUCCAUCAACCCGCGGUACCCGUCCUACUACUACCUCAACCUCAACGGGAUGUCCAUCGGCGACAAGGCCAUGUCCUCCUCCUUGAGGAGCAGCAUGAACGCGACGGCUCCAGGUACCCCCGACCCCAACCCCAACCCCAACGUGGCGGCGUCUCCCGUGCCCGUGUCCGGCGACGGCGACGGCGGCGGCGGCACGGGGCCGGACGCGUACGGGAUGAUCAUCGACAUCGCGUCCACGAUCACGUUCCUGGAGGAGUCGCUGUACGAGGAGCUGGUGGACGACCUGGAGGAGGAGAUCAGGCUGCCGCGGGGCUCCGGGUCGACCCUGGGGCUGGACCUCUGCUUCAUCCUGCCGGAGGGGGUGCCGAUGAGCCGCGUGUACGCGCCGUCCAUGUCGCUGGCGUUCGACGGGGAGUGGCUCAAGCUGGAGAAGGAGGAGCUGUUCGUGGAGGACCGGGAGAGCGGGAUGAUGUGCCUCAUGAUCGGCAAGACGGACGGGGUGUCCAUCCUCGGCAACUACCAGCAGCAGAACAUUCAGGUCAUGUACAACCUGCGCCGGGAGAGGAUCACCUUCGUCAAGACCAACUGCGAAGCCAUGACUCACUAGGAUUUCUCUAUAUUAUUUACCCAUAACAAAUGUAGACAUCAAAUAGGAUAGGUACGGCAUGGCAUUGAGCUCUGCUUCUCUGAACAUUCAGAAAUCUGAACUGGACAGUGAGGGCAGAAAAGGAGCAACACUCGAUGAAUUUGUGAGUGCAUUUUUACAUCAUAUCUAUAUCAUCCGAAAAUGUAUCAAGCGAAUUGAUACAAUGGUCUAAGGGCAUGCUUUUUUCUUUUCCUUUUUGCAUACUGUAUAAAUGAACGAAAUUUGUGAAUCCACAAGGAAUGUGAAUUCUAUAUUCGCA